UCCGCUCUCUGAGAAUCAGGAAACACGUUGAUAUUCGCUGAAAGUCUCCGCUUUACUUUGAUCAGUGUAAUCGCUCCGUAGUGCUGACCGUCAGCGGCUGCCUAGAACAUCGACACCGACACCAGCCUGCUGGAUAUCAGCCCAGCGAUGAGCAACACGACCGCUUCAAACGCUGGUGACAGUGCUGGAAAGGGCGGCGGGACCAAUCCAUACUACAUCGCCUUUGUGCUGGUGCCUAUUCUCUUCCUUCUGGGCCUGCUCGGUGUGGUGAUCUGUCAUGUGUUGAAAAGGAAAGGCUACCGGUGCACCACAGACCAUGAUGACGAGGAGGAGUGUAAGGAAGAGGUCAAAGAUCCCGAGUUGGGCGGAGAGCUCAAUGACACCUUCAGUGACUACAAUGACACGGUUGGACAGAUUGUCCACUACAUCAUGAAAAAUCAAGCAAACUCUGAUGCCCUAAAUGCCAUGAUUCAUGAAAACAGCAUUGAUUCGGAUGGUCCUCCGCUCACCCCCACCUCCCCCGGCACUCCCACUCCUCCAAUGACACCUGUAUCGCCGGGGGCGCCCCCGGGAGCAGCCAAGCACACCUGUAACCACCUGCACACCAUCGGGGGCCUGGGAGGCAACAAGAACAUCUGCACCCGCUGCAGCCAGAAGAAAUGGCCGCUAAUGAGGAAGCCAUCAGCCCGCAAAGCAGAGCUGCGGCGCAGUAACUGUGUGGAGGUCACAGUCCUGGCUGUAGGCAGGUUCCGCGUGACAAAGUGUGAAAAACCAGCCAGGGAGCGGCGAACUCUGCUGAUAUUAGAUUCUAACGGGAGCGUCCCCGCAUCGCCCACGGCGGUGGAGCCGAAGAGUCGACCAACAUUCAAGUCCCCUCAGGAGCAGACAGACGGCGUGGAGCAGGGGAAAUGAUAGAAAACCAGCUAUUAAAAAAGGAGAAGAGGAGCAACAUCUGGACACUUUUUAAACCCAAAUAAGAACUUUCAACAUCAGUGCAGGAGGGACAGAUGGAUCCGGGAAUCGUCCCCCUGUCCUGUCGCUCCACAGGGAGUGAUGCGCUGCUGCUGCUGGUGGUGGUGGUGGUGAUUUUACAAGUAGAGAUGGCUCAGGUGUGUCUACUUGAAAUGGUAGCUGGACAGCAGUGCCUUGCCCAGUAGUGUCAAAAAUAAAUGAAAAAAAAAAAGCCGGGCAACUGCUUGAUGUAACGAUGGAGGCUCGACCAGCGCUGUCCCUCCCAAAAACUACAGUCGUACUCCUCAAAAAGCAGCUGGUCCUGGUUGUGCAUUACAGUUUCACAAGGAGGUUUUAAACACGUCAUCAGUUGGUUUAUUUGUAGAACUAAAUCCCAGGAACAGGUAGAGCCAGUCUGUGAUCCAGUUCAGGUCAUCAUUUACCAAACAGGAAGGAGUAUAUCAUGGCCAGACGCUAAACGGGAACAUUAGCAGGCGUGACCAAAGUAAGGUUAUCACAUCCUGUAAUCAUAUGAACAGGAUGAUAAACUGUCCUCACAGUGCAUGUCAAUCUGAUCGUCCCUUUUAAUAAAGAACUCCGGGUCAAAGAGCAAAUCGGUUCAAAUAUUCAGACUCGAGCCGCUCGAGUUGUGCUAUAAUGUAUCCUUAAUAACAAAAAUACAGUUUAUAUCAGUGUUGUGUUAUAUUAGCGUAGAGAACAUGUUGUCUGAAACACAUUCUGAGUUAAAACCUUAUGUAAACACAUUAAAGUAAAAAGGGCGACGCUGUGAUGUAGUGAGCCUCAAUAUGAACUGUUGAUUUUUAUGAGGCUGUUUGUUUCCUUAUCGACUUCGUUCUGCAGCAUGCCUUGACUUAAUUUAUCGAAGCCUUUUUUUAAUUUAGCCUGGAUUUAUCGUAUUUUAGCGUGAGCUGCCUUUAUUAUAUUCCAUCCUGAGAGCAGAUACUGCACAAAUGGUUUAAUCCAUUAUGGAUUAUGUUAUCAGCAGGUCCACCAGGAUGUAAGCCUUAUUUUCUCUUUCUAAUGAGAUGUGCCUUUCGUUUCUAAACGUGCUUGUGCUCGCACAGGUGUGUCGAGGCGAAGGUCAGAUGGUAGGUGCUGUGAUUCAGUCUGUUUACUGUAUCAAGAAUCGUUUACGGUGCAGAGCAGUGUACCAAGUGAGUUACAUCUUUAAGGAAAUGGUCUUAUUGUGAAUGUAACCUCUUAAAGUGAGUACGUGUGGAUGGCCUAGUGCCAUGUGCUGAUGCAAGAUGAGGUGUGUACUCAUUUUCACUCUUUAUCCUAUCACUUUUGUGGCCAUGCUAACUUUGCUCUUAACCUCUAAGGAAGUGGGCAAAAAGCCUAUAAACACAGUGGAUCAUGUUGCUUGUCGCCAUAAUUUCGGCAGGUUUGCUCUGUGGUCACCAAACCAGACAAAGACGUCUCUGGAACAUCGCACUAACGUAGAUCAGCGUAAAUAUGAUGUUAUAUCAGAGUUUCAUGUGAUGCUGUUAUGUCAUCAAAUACAAUAUUUUAAAAAUGUAAAUGUAACGCUUUCCCAUCGUGAUUCUGUAAUGGUGAUCCUGGUCAUGUACCAAUCAGAUGGUUGGCGGUUCUAUCCCCAGCUCUACUGGUCUGGAUGUGAAAGUAUCCUUGGACAGGAUGCUGAACCCCGAGUUCCCCUUAAAUAAUGUCAAAAGCACUUAAGCAUAGAAAAAAGUGCUUACAUGAAGGUUAAGCAGUGUCACAGGAAGUGCUCGCCACAACAGUUGGUCAUGAGCAGCCGUUCCAGGCUCCUGUUGCUUAGGUAACCCUGUUGUAUGUUUUUACUAACUUAUCUAAUGUCAGUCAGCAUUUUCCUGUGCUCUCAUUGGUAGUCGCUUCUCUCGCUAAUGUCCAGGCGGAGAAAAGUUUAACUCAGGACCCGCCAACUUUUCAAUGUGUCUUCGACUUUCAGUCGUCUCUCAUCUCCACGUCACUUUUAGUCACUUCCUGUGUGGACGCCCCAGGAAGAUGUUAUUAAGACGUUUUUCCCUUUGGUUAAAACUGUUGUAUUGAUUGGCUGAUUUUUAGCAACUGAUGUAGUCCUAUAGCAACAAUGCUUGUAUCAGAGAUGUUUCAUUUAUAGUCUGGAUUUCUUUCGUCUUUUCUAAAUUGUAUUAAAGAUGAUGCAGGUGGCAGCGACUUAGUAUUUACAACAAUCUCAGCAGCAUCUGCAGCUCAUGUAGCAGAGCAGCGUGACAGUAGAGUAGAGGUUCAGAGACGAGCGAUCGAUCCAGUUGAGUUGUGUGCAGACUGGAAGGAAUUAGCAGCGACUUGGCGACCAAAAACUGUAGAAAGUGAAUGCUACUUGGCAACUUCAGGAGAUUACAGGCAAAACAUCCAGGUGAGCAACUGAAACAACUACCAAUGAGAAUAAAGAAUACCUAUGACUGACGUACUUCCUGGUAGUAAAGACAUUAGGGGGUUACCCGGGUAACCAUAUCCUGAAAUUACUGCUUGUGACCAAUGAUCAGCUUCAAAGUGAUGAGCCGGUUGCGUCCUUUGUGGACGCAGUUUAAGCUUUUUGCUAGUUUCAGAAUUUACUGCUGGAUUGGCCCGUAAACUAACGCUAACUUAUUUUUUACUUCAAAAAUAUGCAUCUGCCCCAAAACUCCAGUAUUGGUCUCGCCCAAGUCAAAGGUUUCCCACCUAGUCAGCAUCACUGACUGCACCGAAAGUUUAAUCAUACUUCCCUACAACCCGGGGAGAAGCUGAACUACUGAAGGAUGUGUUAAGUUAUUCUUUUUAAUGCUUUAACUCAGUUUUUACCCCAUAAAGACAUUUUAUAAGCUCCCCUGUACCUUUAAUGACAACGUCUGACACCUCAGUGUGCAACGAUAAAGAUGUAGUUUGAUGACAUUUAGAGUAGUUUCCAAGGGUCGCUGCAGAGGCAGAGAACACGCUCGCUACCUUCUGAUGAAGAUGAACUUCAAAGGUUAUUCCUAGAAGAUCUUAAACAGAAAUACACAGUAAAGGUUGUAAAUUUUUACUUUUUCUACGAUUACCACGUAACAGCUGAUUUAUGUGGUGGUUUAAACACAUUUUAAAGGGUAAUUCCACCAGUCGUAGGCGUUAAAGUUUGUUUGCCUACUUGCGCAAUGUCAUCCCUGAUGUUGUCGGUGUGACGUCAUCUUUCAGUCUUUAGACCGUGACUAAAACCAGAAAGCAAAAGUCCCAUCCCUCCCCCGAGUGGAGAGCCAUGCAGAUGUGUCACCUUUUUCAUUUUUUAUUUAUUUAUUUUUUUUAAACAUGCAUGCACUUUUUGUUCUUGAUAUUAUGGGUCUGUCUUUUUUCCUCGUUGUACAAAGACAAAAAUAAAAUCGACUAACACAUUUUAAA
Pelmatolapia mariae (spotted tilapia) is the source of this 4329-nucleotide messenger RNA. It is a transcript of the gene rell1, whose product is annotated as RELT like 1. Lineage: Eukaryota; Metazoa; Chordata; Actinopteri; Cichliformes; Cichlidae. Gene Ontology annotation, cellular component: plasma membrane. Gene Ontology annotation, biological process: positive regulation of p38MAPK cascade. Bases 148 to 912 code for a protein of 254 amino acids. The record is from RefSeq and is a predicted model, not a curated record. The transcript is spliced from 8 exons.